Hippopotamus amphibius kiboko is the source of this 1377-nucleotide messenger RNA. It is a transcript of the gene QRFP, whose product is annotated as pyroglutamylated RFamide peptide. The transcript has 2 exons. The coding region runs from base 28 to 546 and encodes 172 amino acids. Gene Ontology annotation, molecular function: orexigenic neuropeptide QRFP receptor binding. The record is from RefSeq and is a predicted model, not a curated record. Lineage: Eukaryota; Metazoa; Chordata; Mammalia; Artiodactyla; Hippopotamidae.
GUCCCCAAUGGAAUCCCAGGGUCUGGAAUGCACAGCAAUCAGCCGCCCAGUGCGAGUGCCCCCAGGGGCCUACAUAAGGCAGGGAGAGCCCAGAGCCACACCUCCUGGACCAGAACCCAGAGCAGCUCUGCCCGCAGCACGAUGGUGAGCCCUUACUCCCUGCCCUACCUCCUCCUCCUGCCACUGGCUGCCUGCUUUCCUGUGCCGGACACAGAAGAGCCCGUGGACGCCGUGGGUGGCAUCGGAGGCAGAAUGAGCCGGGCGGACCUGGCAGGGGGACGCCACUUCCCCUGGGGCCCCCCUGGGUGGCCGAGAGCUCCACACUUACACGCCCUGCUCGUCAUGGCCAAGGAGCUGCGGACGUCGGGCAGAGCGUGUGCUGGCCUCAAGUUGCGGCUCGGGAGGCAGGAUGACGGCAGUGAGGCCACUGGCUUCAUCCUGGGUGACGGUGAGAAGGCUGGGGGCCCGUUAGGGACCCUGGCAGAGGAGCUCAACGGCUACAGCAGGAAAAAAGGCGGCUUCAGCUUCCGCUUUGGCCGGGGGUGAAGGGGCCAGAGCAUCCCAGAAAGGGCUCCUCCUGGACCUGCCCCCCACCCCCACCCCACCGCCGUUUCCACUCCCAUCUUCUUGAGCCUCAAAGACCAAGAUGCUGAGAAGGUGUGGGUCUUAUUAUAAUGACUUAUAACAGGAAUUACAAUAGCAGUAGGAUUGGUUAGGUGGGUGCUUACUUUUGAUUUCCAACUUCACUAAAGCAAAAUUCUGGAUGGUCAGAAAGGAGGUGACCAAAAGCAAGCCUCGGUUAAGAAGAGAACACCCCCGCUGGUGCAGCUGCCCAGAAGACUGUUGUAUUUCAGACCCUCUCCCCUGGGGGGCUGGCUCUGAGCAGUCCCCUGGCCCCCGUGGCAACGAGCCGGGGAUGCGUUGGGCUGUGAAGAUGCACAAGGCAGAGCUGGCUGUGCUGGCACCAAGUUGAAGGUAGGUGGACUGAGCGAUUACAGUGGGAUUAUCAAAGAUUAGACAGUCUCCAUCGGGACAUCUGUGGUUGAUAUCCAAAGUGCAACUGUGAGCGAGCACAUUCCACUGGGUACAGACCAUGGUUCUGAAAGUUAACAAUGGAAAAAAGAAAUCUUGUUCUCCAUCCCAUUAACACAACAUCCCUCUGGCAAGAAAACCUUGCUGUGGUGUUGAGAUGCCAUUUGGAACCAGCUGCCCACCCCCUGACAACGGUCCUUCUCGGUGGUACAGCGUUUGCCAAGCCAAGUGUCCCAUGGGAGAUGAACGAGGCAGGAGUACAUUUUUGCUGUAGCAAGGUUGCAUUUCCAAUGUUCAGACUAUGAAUGUGUUGUAUCUUUUGAAAUAAAAGUUGUAACAACUGCA